AUGUUUUACUACCCCACAGUUUUAAAGCAUCAUACUGGAUGUUUCUCUACAAUUUGGCUGGUUGCUACAAAAGGUAUCAGAGUUCCUCGCAGGGAUUUCCUGAAAGUGAACGUCAAAAGCACGUGUGAUGACAUCAUGAACUAUGUGCUGGAACGGGUCCCGCCGCCUCGGCCUGGUCUGCCACGACCCCGCUUCUCCCUCUACCUGUCCUCCCAGCUCCAGUACGGCGUCAUCGUCGUCUACCACCGGCAGUGUGCUAUUCUCCUGGAGGAACUUCACACCAUCGUGGGCCAACUGGUGAAACAAGCGACGUCCCAGAAAAUUGAUAUGGAUGACUACAGCAGACAAUCUCUGUUGCUCCCGGAUGCUCUGUCUCUCCUGGAGGAAGCAGAAGGAGCUCUGGACCCUUUGUUUGGAGUGAUGGACAGUCCCAGUACACUGUUACAGAUGGGUGAGGAGUAUCAGAGAGAGGCCUCUCCUGAGCUUCCUGAACUGAUCAGCCCAACUGCUGCUGCUGCUGCAGAAAACGGCAUGACUGCAUCUCCUGAGACCAUCACUAUGAGAGAGACGGAGCCGGUUGCUAUGCCUGUUACAGAGUUUGAGGGUGAAGAGCUCAUCCAUCAGCAUCCAGAGACCAUUGACUUCCUCUUGGAGCAGCCAGAUUACUUUCCAGAGGAGGAUUUGGAGGCACAGAGAGAAAAAGAGACACGGGGAGAGCAAGAGAGGGAGCUGGAGAGGCGAGGGACAGAGGGAGACCUGGAGGAAGAGAGAGCAAAAGAGCUCACAGGAUCUGUUAAUGGAUUACAGCCCACCACUGCCUCCAGUGAAGAGGCCACACUGCUGCCUCAGGAAGGGCCUGGUCUGUCGGUGGAGAAGCCAGAACCCCCCCCAGACCAGCUCACUCCCGUCUCUGCUCCCCCUCUCCCCUCGCCACCCUCUGCAGAGAGGGAACGUGAAAUACCGAUUGUGGCAUUAGAGGACUUGCCCACUCCAGAGGAGAGGAGGAGGAGGCAGCUGAUCUUCUUCGACUCGGUGACCCAGAUCCCCCAGGAGGUGCUGCAGCAGCAGAUCGACGACCCCCUGACUGAGACCAGCCCUCCACCUUUUUUACCACCUCCAUCUGACAUAAGUCUCUCUGCUACUGAACUCCUCAACAACCCCUGCACCUUCUUGCCUGAAGAGGUGCUGUUUCUAUGGAGACAGGCUGCGACUAUCACGCCUGUCCCUGGCUCGGACCUGCAGGUUGGGGAGAGAGGGCCCGAGUCCACUGACUCAGAGAAGGAGAGAGAGCGCGAGAUGGCCGAGGCAGCCGAAAGGGAGGAGGAGAGGCUUGAGCUCAGCCCCAAAGAGGUCCCUAAAGAUUUGGCCGAAGAGGAGAUGUUUGAUAUUUCAGGCAUGGGCACACUGCCACUGGAGGCCUCCGACCAAAGGGAGGUGUCACGAGAGAUGUCGCCCAUAGACUCAUCAGAGAGAGAAGGGUCCACCGUCUCCAGGCCUGUCCCCGCACUGGGGGACAUCCCAGAGGUGGUGGACGAAGCCCUGGAGAGAGCAUUGCCCGAGCACGAACCAGCACCAGCACCUGUGCUUUUCCGGUCUCUUCUGCCGCCGGACGUCGACCGCAGGACUGUCAGCACCACUUUUCAAAGGCUCCUGGAGAAUUUAUCAGCCAGGAAGAUGUGUGUGGAGCAGAGCGAGCCUUAUGGUGACAUCUUGAUAUCACUUGGGCCUGAAUACCAGGAGGUGCAGCUGACUGUGUGAUGAGUACAUGGUUGUUCAAGUCCCCAUGAGCCUCCUGUUCUGACAUUUGCUGAGUUGAAAAUUCUGGAUUCAAACAAUGCAAUAUAGAAAACAUAGCAAUAAAAGUGAAUUUUUGUAAGUGAUCAUCUCUUAGGAUUUGUUAUUGCUGUAUUUUGUUGACAUGUUUAAAACUAUUUAAGUUUUUUAAAUAUUUUACCUGCUGUUUUUAUGUCUUCUUCAUCAUUGUUCUCUGUUGCUAAAGUGACCAAUAACCUGUAUCAACUUUAUAACCCACCAGGUGAAUAUUUUAACUGUUUGUUGCUGUUGUAUGUCUGAUAUUUUUAAUGAUCUUACCUCAUGUUAUUCUGUGCAGGGGAAAAAAACAUGUUCAUCCCUGUUCCCUUUGAACGUGAACUACUAAAUAAAAUCUUUAUAUGACCUC
Lates calcarifer (barramundi perch) is the source of this 2179-nucleotide messenger RNA. RefSeq names its product meiotic recombination protein REC8 homolog. The record is from RefSeq and is a predicted model, not a curated record. The coding region runs from base 1 to 1758 and encodes 585 amino acids. Gene Ontology annotation, cellular component: cohesin complex; synaptonemal complex. The transcript has 17 exons. Lineage: Eukaryota; Metazoa; Chordata; Actinopteri; Centropomidae. Gene Ontology annotation, molecular function: chromatin binding; protein binding. Gene Ontology annotation, biological process: mitotic sister chromatid cohesion; replication-born double-strand break repair via sister chromatid exchange; synaptonemal complex assembly.